AUGUCGAUCAUCAACACACUCGUUCGCAUUUUAGUUUUCUUCCUCGCUUCGUCAUUGUUUAUUGGCAUCGGACAAGGCCAAAAAAUAUUAGACGUAACCAAAUACGGUGCUGUGGGAGAUGGACGGGCAGAUGACUCCCAAGCUUUUUUUAAAGCGUGGAAAGAUUUAUGUCAAGGAAAUAAUGACGCUACGGAUGACAUACCGAUACUUAUUGUGCCGGAGGGGAAAACGUACUUAUUGCAACGUAUAAAAUUUGAAGGUCCAUGCAAUUCGAAGAGCGUUCACGUUCAGGUUCUAGGGAAUUUGUUGGCUCCUAUGCGUGGUGCAUGGAAAGAAUGCAAUUCGGGGGAUUGGCUAAGUUUUUCAAACAUUGAAAAUCUAAUGCUCGACGGCUCAGGAAAAAUCGACGGCCAAGGGGCUGCGUGGUGGAGGACCAGCCAGUAUGAUGCGAGAUCACGCAAACUCUUGGCAAAUAACGACUGCAAACCAAAUAAGGCAUUGCAGUUCCACAACUGUCAAAACCUUAAACUCAGCGGACUGACUUUUCUGAACAGCCCGCAAGCGCAUAUUGGUAUAAAUAGUUGUGACAAUGCAGAUGUCUCAGAUUUGAACAUACAUGCGCCGGAAGACAGUCCAAACACUGAUGGUAUUGACAUCUCUUCGUCAACCCAUGUCACCAUUCGCAACUCGUUUAUCGGAACAGGGGAUGAUUGUAUCGCCAUUGGCGACGGGUGUUCCUUUCUCUACAUCACCAACAUUGCGUGCGGACCAGGCCAUGGAAUUAGCGUUGGAAGCUUAGGAGAAGAUGGAGCUAGUAAUAAAGUGGACAACAUAUACGUGAAAGAUUGUAGUUUUACUGGAACUACAAACGGAGCGAGAAUAAAAACGUGGCAGGGCGGCUCCGGGUAUGCGAGGAACAUCACGUUUGAGAGGAUCAAACUUGACAGAACCAAAUACCCUAUCAUUAUUGACCAGUACUAUUGCAAUGGGGAACACAAUUGCAAAAGUCAGUCGUCGGCCGUGGUGGUGGCGGAUGUGACGUACAGCGAUUUUGAAGGCACUUCUGCGACGGAUGAGGCGAUUAAACUCAACUGCGACAAAGUUUCGGGUGGCUGUCAUAAUAUUUUGAUGGAUAGAAUUAAUAUAGUGUCAGCGGUCAGGGAUAUGAAGAUUUUUUCGUCUUGUAACAAUGCCGACGGAACUUAUGUCGGCACUACGGUGCCCGACGUGGCUUGUCUAAAGAGUUCAACAACGGAGCCUGCGACCCCAACAACACCAUCUUCACCAAAAACUACCGCUCCGCCGGUACAAAUCCUACCAUUGCCAUCGCCACCACCUAUACCGGUAAUGCCGCUGCCGUCGCCGUCACCUGUACCGGUAAUGCCACUGCCGUCGCCGUCACCUGUACCGGUAAUACCAAUCAUUCCUCCGCCAGCGCGACCAACGGUAUCAGUCAUACCACCGCCAUCGCUGCCAUCAAUCACCCCACCACCAGAAGAUAUCAUGCCACCGCCAGUGCCAAUCACACCACCACCGCAACCAAUCACGCCACCACAGUCAACUGCACCACCUGUGCCACAGGGACUAGACAUCACAGGAGGGGCAGGGGAGGCUGGCGAGUUAGAUCCUUCGUACUUCCCAAGUGGAGCUCCUGGCAGUGCUAAUCUACCUAUAAGCUACCACCUAUUUUGUCCACUGAUGGUGGUCCUUGCUGCAACAACUAUAAUUUUUAAUUAA
Messenger RNA from Pyrus x bretschneideri (Chinese white pear), 1737 nucleotides. Its product is annotated as probable polygalacturonase At3g15720. Gene Ontology annotation, molecular function: polygalacturonase activity. NCBI's taxonomy places the organism in Eukaryota, Viridiplantae, Streptophyta, Magnoliopsida, Rosales, Rosaceae. Bases 1 to 1737 code for a protein of 578 amino acids. The transcript has 2 exons. Gene Ontology annotation, biological process: carbohydrate metabolic process. The record is from RefSeq and is a predicted model, not a curated record.